AUAAACUCGACCAUAUUGAUCAGGCCUUGCUCGUUUACUUUUUCAAAAGACUUGCAGUCUCUUUCUUCGUAUUAACUUCACUGUCCAACAUGACCUCACUCCCUCUCACAGCCCAUCGCCCCAUCGGCAAAUGGCUCCCCGAGCAACGCUCAGCGAUCCAGGACUGGAUCGCCUCCAAGCUCAAGCAAGCCAAAAAGAGGAACUAUGCUGCUCUUGACCCCAACCCCAAGAUCGAUGCUUUUCAGGAUCUCGUCAAUAACACCCCCUACCUCAAGACUCUUGCCAACGACAUGUUCACCCAAUCUUCCAAGUACUAUGACCCCACUGGUGAACCAGCCCUCAAGACCUUUGAUGAAUUCAUCGCUGUCGUCAGGCUCAUUAUCCAAUCUGCCCCUCCCUUCUUUGAUAAGCAAGACCCUCCUACUGCCAUGGGGAUGAUUGGGUUUCCUAUUAAUGCUGUGCUUGAUUGGCCCAUGGGAACUAUUGCUGGCUACGAGUUCUGGCUUCUCCCUGAGGUCAACGCCUCGUUCAAGGGUAUUCUUGACACUUGGGGUUCGUUCUUGGAGUCUUCUGGCUCCCAGUCCGGUCUAGAGGGUUGGUUAUCCCAGGAUGCCCUCCAUAUGCUUGCCACUGUAGCCAACACUGGUGAACUUUGCGGCCCAACAUUUGAUGAGAUCUUCAUUUGCGAUCCAUCCGCAAAAUACUAUGGCUACAAGUCGUGGGACGAUUUCUUCACGCGAGAGUUCAGAGAGGGCAUGCGCCCGAUCGCCUGUCCAGACGACGCCCCUCCAACCCCAGAAUAUCCUGAUCCAACCCUCGUCAUCACCAAUGCAUGCGAAUCCGCUCCCCUCCAAGUCGCCGAGCACGUCAAGCUCCACGAUCAAUUCUGGCUCAAGUCCCAGCCCUACUCCCUCGACAGAAUGCUCAACUCCAACCCCAACACCAGCAAACUCGUCGACGGCACCGUUUACCAAGCCUUCCUCAGUGCAAAGAGCUAUCAUCGCUGGCACGCGCCCGUCAGUGGUAAAGUCGUCGACAUUGAGCUCGUUCCCGGGUCGUACUACAGUGAGAACUACUUUGAGGGCCUGGCGGGUAAUCCAGAUGAUCCUGAUCCCGCGGCGCCGAACUACUCGCAGCCUUAUAUCAGCGCUGUAGCUACGCGGGGCAUUAUCUGGAUUCAGGCUGAUAACCCUAAGAUUGGGCUCAUGGCUAUUGUGUUUAUCGGCAUGGCUGAAGUGUCAGGCUGUGAGUUUAUUGUUGAGAAGGACGCUCAUAUUACAAAGGGACAGCAGAUCGGCAUGUUUCACUUUGGUGGAAGUUCGCACUGCAUGAUCUUCCAGCCGGGUGUUAAGCUGUUGUGGAAGCGUCCGCCUCCUUAUGAUAUGGAUACGGAGAAUAACAGCCGCGUGAACAGUCUGCUGGCUGUUGUCGGUAACUAGAGGUAUUUGGCAGUGGCUCUUGUUUAUAUCGAUAGGCCUAUCUCGGGUGAAAUCACAGAGGCUAUGAACUUAGUUUCGCGUUCCCGAAAGUGAGACUCGCAGAGUCGUUAUCAAUGAUUGACUAGUGAUGGCGGCGAGUUUUGGCAGACACAGCAUGGUUGGAGAGUGCACGGGAAGGAAAUGAAGAAGGCCACGAAAUCUCUAGUCUAGGACAGAAAUACAAGACUGUAAUGUGUCUGAUACUUUGCCGACGCUUCACCCUGAUAGAGUGAGGGUCAUAUCCAUGACCAUCUUUCCUUCAAUGAUCCAAACUUUCGCGGCCAUGAUACUCCCCAUACAAUAUCGCGAUCGGGACCAGUA
This is a messenger RNA of Fusarium odoratissimum NRRL 54006, 1799 nucleotides long. RefSeq lists its product as uncharacterized. The coding region runs from base 90 to 1439 and encodes 449 amino acids. The record is from RefSeq and is a predicted model, not a curated record. Gene Ontology annotation, molecular function: phosphatidylserine decarboxylase activity. The transcript has a single exon. Gene Ontology annotation, biological process: phosphatidylethanolamine biosynthetic process. Gene Ontology annotation, cellular component: mitochondrion. NCBI's taxonomy places the organism in Eukaryota, Fungi, Ascomycota, Sordariomycetes, Hypocreales, Nectriaceae.